Molecule: messenger RNA, 1218 nt
Organism: Cercopithifilaria johnstoni
Lineage: Eukaryota; Metazoa; Nematoda; Chromadorea; Rhabditida; Onchocercidae
Source: the annotation of a GenBank genome assembly
AUGAUGGAAUUAGAUGUGUUAAGCGCCGAUAUAUCAAAAGCAUAUGAUGAUUUACGAACCAUUGAGGAAUCGAUCAUUUCAUUAUCGGGAAAAGAAAGAUUUGGUACGGGUAGGAGACGUGUUCAGGAUUCUGCUAAUCGCCCUGGUAAUUAUGGAUUUGAAAGACGUGAUAUACGCACAGUAAGCUUGGAUUCUUCUGGACCAAAUAAACGCCGUUUAGUUAUAUCUGCUGAGAAUGAUUUAUACGAGGGUUCGGACAAGCAGGCGCGAUACGAUGAUAGAGAAGAUGAAGCUAUGCGACGUACUGUACAGUCAUCAGUUGUUAUGCCUGCUAUUGAAACAAAAUCGCGCAAAGCUGCCAUAUCUGAGCUGAAAGGAGCAGAAAAAAAGGAAGUUAAUGUCAGGAAUCGUCGAAUGUUUUCAAAUUUAUUGCUUGGAACACUGCAGCGUUUCCAGAUGGAAGAAAAGAAAAUAUCAUCAGUAGAAAAAGUUCAGGCUGAAAAACAAAAAGAGGUUGAAAGGCGCUUGCGAGAAUCGGAAGAAGAAGAACGCGAACGAUUAGCCCGGGAAAAAGCUGCCUUGCUUGGAAAACGACGUGAAAAAGAACGUCUGAUCAAAUCGUUACAGCGAAGAAAAGCGAUUAUACAAUAUGCAGAGCAAAAGCAGGAGCAUUAUCGCAAAUUGCAAAAUUUUAUUCAAACGCAGGCAAAGCCACCGGUAUUCUAUUUACCAGCAAAGCAUACAUUACGAACUCUUGAACUAUUGAAAGUGUCUUCAAAGAAAAUCGAUGAACUUAUUGAGCAUCGGCGGCAACAAAUGGAGGCUGAUCUAAAAACACCGGAAGAUAAGCAAAUGGACGAAGGCGAUUCUGAUGGCGAACAUUCUGAAGCUUCAGCAGCUGUGCGCUCUACUACGAAAAUGAACGCAACAGAUGCAAAUAAGCCGUCAAGCAAUGAAAUUGGCGGCAAAAAGUUGGGUGGUGAUGAAGUUAAGGAAAGAGAAGUGGUGGGAGGAGUAUCUAUGGAAUCUUCAUUGCGGGACUUCGGCGAGGAAGAAUGUAUGAAUGGCGAUGAAAGAAAAGGGCCGAAGCAGCUGGAUGAGGACGAACAAGAAACAGGUAAGGAUAAUAGUCGUAGUGACAGUGAGCCACCAGGUGACGAGGCUGAAAUUGAUCAGGAUGGUGACUCUCAUGUUGCAUUCGCUGACGACGAUGAUUAA